Molecule: messenger RNA, 10344 nt
Organism: Penaeus indicus
Lineage: Eukaryota; Metazoa; Arthropoda; Malacostraca; Decapoda; Penaeidae
Exons: 24
Coding region: 1163-5374 (1403 amino acids)
Biological process (GO): multicellular organism development; protein phosphorylation; cell surface receptor protein tyrosine kinase signaling pathway
Cellular component (GO): signaling receptor complex; plasma membrane
Molecular function (GO): ATP binding; transmembrane receptor protein tyrosine kinase activity
Source: RefSeq, a predicted model, not a curated record
AAUUGCGUUUGCAUACGACUUGUGUCUGUGUGGGAACUCGUGGAGCUCGUACGUGGGGCGAUAACUGUCGGGGAUCGAGUACGCGAGUGGAUAUAUUCGCAGGAGUGACGCAGGAAACCCUCAAGAGCUUGUGAAUUUGGUUCGCGCACACUCGCUCGCCUAUCCAAGACUAGCGUAGUAUUUUUAGCGUGCCCAGUGAGAGUUGGGAGUGUGUGCGUGUGCGUGUGCGUGUAAGUGCACGUUCUUUGAAGCAUGUGUGUUGGUGUAUGUGUGCGUGUGUGUCAUUCCCUGUGAUUUUUAUCCUCAGAGGAAGCGAAAUUUAGACCACGUCGAGCCAGAGGAAUUACGCAGAAGGGCGGAGUGAAAGAAAAAAAAAGACCGUGUUAGAUACCCAGUGUGUCAUAGUGAAAAGUAUUGGCAAGCAAACGUACAGGUGCAAGUGCAGUUGCAUGCAAAUGUCAAUCCCCUACUCCCCCCCCUCUCUAACAUACCCGAAGGACGAGGCACGGAAUUGUGUGCUAGCGACCUGUCCACCGCUAUUGCGUCAUUCGUUUUGGAGGUCCGCGAACCCAGCCCGCCGCCUGUGGGUUUUUAGUUUUUGCUCUCCCCUUUUUCGUUAUAUUUUCGGAAUGACCGCUUGGUUCUUUGAUGUUCGUGUUCGCCAGUGUUCGUUUCUGUUCGGAAGGCUUGCUUAGUUUUUUUUUUUUAAAUUAUGUAUUUAGUGACGUGAUAUUUGUAUUGUGUAGACUUAUGAUUGUAUUUCUCAAUGCAGCAGUGAGGUGAACCGAAUUUAUUUAAGAUCUUUCGAAAUUAGACCCGACGAAAAUAAAACGAUAUCGCCUCAGGGUGUACGAAUUAGAAAAUAAUAAUAAUAAUAAUAUUAAUAGUAAUAAUAAAUCCACGUUUGGGAUGUUCUCGCCUCAUACCUGAAGAGGGAAAAAAAUACCUCACUCAAACAACACCGAACUUAAACACACCGGAAAGGGAAAAAAAAUAUAUAUUAUCCUCAGUCCCACAAGAAGGAAAAUAAUUACAGUAUUAGCCCAGGAGGAUUUACCUACGACUGGCCACAGGAGCUUCAACCACGAGACAGCAACUGUCUUCGACCUACCUUAGGACACCUUACCUCAUCUACCCAUCGCAAAAGGAUGGUGUAGCGAAGAUGGGCGAGCGACUCAGUCAGUGGGCCUCGGUGCGACCCCCGCUCCUCCUGCCCCCCCGCACCCGGCCCGCACGCGCCUCCCCUCACACGCCGUGGCACUGGCACUCUCUGCUCCUGGUGCCGGCGCUCCUGCUGAUCCUGCUGGCGGGUCAGGCGAUGCCGGUGACUUCGGAGCCACAGCAUGGGCUUGGUCGGCCGUGGUCCUUGAGCAUCGGCGGCGGCGGCGGCGGGGACAGCAACAGCGGGGCGUACCCGGCCAUCACGGUGCCCACCUGUCUUAAGAGCUGGCUGCCGGAGCAAAAUAUCACGGUCAAGCCCCGCCGUGUAUACGUCAGCGGGAAGGAGGAGGUGCUGACGAUGCUGACGUCGAACCAGGUGCCACAGCAGCUGAUGACCCGUAUGGUGGCGAUUUUCCUGAAGGAGCGCCUCGGCUACGUCAACCUCACCAUCACCACCGUACCAGAUACUUUCGAUCCGGACAGAGUCAUCGACGAAAUGAGAGCCAGCAAACCGUCUAACGCAAACAGGUCAGACGUCAAAUUACCCAAUGCAAUGGUAAACUUGGAAGUGUGGAUACCACCUGGCUACAACCUGGACCCCCUGAACGCGGAUUUUGAAACGAGCAGCUUCCUUGGUUCCGGUGGUCGCUUCGGAUGGUUCUUGCCAGGGAGACUUAUCGCUGACCAGGAUUUCAUUGUGGAACAUUGGCGAGCCUUCACCGACAGCAAUUCGCGCGCGCUCUACCUCUUCUCACGGACACCAGAAGAGUUGCUCCAUUUAAUAAGCAAAAUGACUGACCCAGAGACAGGGAAAUUUUACUGCUUGGAAAAUUAUGGUUGUGAAAAAGGAAUGUACACCCCAUCUAGGUGUCGUGAAAGUGGACAGGACUGUGCCAUCCUCUUUGCUUCAUAUGCAGAUUUCAACAUCACCAAGUUUCUCCGUGAUCAAAUUGAGACUAUGAAAGCCUAUGUAAGAGUAGCCUGGAUUGGGCCUAAUCUCAACCACGAAUUCAUCGGUAACAACACCUACUACCCUGGUCCCCAUGGUCCACGUUCUGUUCUCAUAUUCCACUGGUGGCCGUCUGUUCUUCUGGAGCCAUUUGACUUCAAGUCUGUUGCCUUUUCACCAUGUAUCGACAGUUCUGUGAGAAUUGAUGGAAAAAGCCCAUAUCAAUGCAAAUAUGAGAUGCAUCGCUUCCAUAAGUUCGUGUGGAAGAAGCUCAAAAGAUAUGCAAAAUAUGCUUAUGAUGCUCUUCACAAGAUAAAGAUCAACCACACUGAAUUAAUAGACCUCAUGCACACCUAUAAUGAAAAGCAACCAAAGACCAAUUCAACACUAGAUGAGGUUGCCUGUCAGUGGAUGAAAGAGAACAAGGGCCGAUGGGACAACUGGCUACCAGUAGGUGACCUUCCAGAGCUUACUCUUGUAGGCCUUUUCCCCAUAAAUGGAAGUGACGGAAUCCAUAACAAAUUUCUUGCUCCGGGAAAUGUAUUUGCAAUGUUCAUGGCCGUGGAUGCCAUCAACGCAAAUAGCAGCAUUCUGGCUGGCCACCAGAUUCAUGCCAUUAUUUUGAAUGGUGCAUGUGAGCCUGCUAUGGUCAUGAGGCAGUUCAUUGAGAUUAUUCAGCAGUCAUCGAGUGGAGGAUUCUACAACAACCUGGCGGGCUUUGUAGGCCCAGCUUGCUCGGAUACUGUGGAGCCGAUUGCUGGCGUGUCCAAAUAUUUCAACAUGCCAAUCAUCUCAUACGGAGCGGAAGGAGCCAUAUUCUCAGAUCAGGAACACUACCCAUAUUUCUUCAGAACAAUUCCGGAAAAUAGGAUUUUUCGAUAUGUGUACAAUCACUUGUUUCAACAUCUCAAAUGGACCAGGGUUACAUCAUUUACAGAGGAUGGCCAGAGAUAUUCUGAAUACCUCACUUCUUUAAAUGACCUUCUAACUGAGAACAACAUUUCACUGUACAACUACAAAUACCCACAAGAGCGUGAAAGUCAGAACAUGAGGAAUUAUUUAAAACAGUUAAAGGAAAGAAAGUCAUUCAUUAUUAUUGGUGACUUUUAUCAAGAUGUUGCAAGGGAAGUAAUCUGUGAUGCAUUCCACCUGGGGAUGACAGCGUAUGAGAACUAUCAGUGGUUCCUUCCACACUGGUACUCAAAAGAUUGGUAUGACACUGACAAGCUCACUGGUAAAAAUAAUGUCUCUUGCACAACCAAGGACAUGCUCCGUGCCCUUCAAGGUCACAUGUCUCUCUCAUACAAGUACUUUGCGGAUGAUGGUGAUAUCAUGCAAGAGGGAAAGACAGUGAAGCAGUGGAGACAAAAUUAUAGUGAGGCUGUUAAGGACAGGGCUGUUGAGUCUGAUUAUGCUGGAUUCACUUAUGAUGCUGUGUGGACAUAUGCCCUUGCCUUGGAUAAUCUUUUUAAGGAAGAUGAGUCUUAUGCUGCUGACCUUAGGGAUUACAACACUACACAGGCAUUCAUAAAGAAGAUUCAAGCUCUUUCAUUCAACGGAGUCUCAGGACACAUCAACUUCACAUCAGGAGCUUCAAGGUUAACAGACAUCAUUGUGUGGCAGUUUCAAGAUACAGAAUAUGUUAAAGUUGGGCUGUACCAUCCUGGAUCCUCAAGUAAUGAUAGUGGAAGACUGGAAAUAAAUGAGAAUAAUCUAAAGUGGAUGUCUGGCACACAGCCAGAUGAUGGAAGCAACAAAUGUGCAGUGGAAGGCUUCAUGAAGUUGCUAAAUACCACUUGUUCAAAUGCCCUGAUAGUCCUGUGUGCAAUAUGUUUUGGUGGUCUUACACUUUUGCUGAUUAUUUGUUUCCUCUUCUUCAAGAGAAGAUAUGAAAAGCAGAUCCAGCAGAUCCAAGAGCGUGGACGGCCAUUGUUUGAGAUUUUUGACGGUUGGGAGAUUCAGAGGGAUAAAGUAGUCAUUAAUCGCAAACUUGGCGAAGGAUGUUUUGGAACUGUGUAUGGAGGAGAGUGUCAGUUUGAUGAUCAAGGCUGGGUUGCUGUUGCAGUGAAAACCUUAAAAGUUGGCUCAACUAUUUCUGAGAAGCUUGAUUUUCUGUCAGAAGCAGAAAUGAUGAAAAACUUUGUCCAUGAUAAUAUAGUACGUCUUUUAGGAGUCUGUACAAAGAGUGAACCUAUCUACACUGUGAUGGAGUUCAUGUUAUAUGGUGAUCUGAAAACCUACCUCCUUGCCCGAAGAAACUUAGUCAAUGAAAAGAAUCGUAAUGAUGAUGACGAAGUUAGUAACAGACGGCUCACUUCCAUGGCUCUUGAUAUAGCAAGAGGAUUGUCGUACUUAGCAGAUCUUAAGUUUGUCCACAGGGAUGUAGCAUGUCGUAAUUGUCUAGUAAAUGCAAAUAGGACGGUGAAGCUUGCAGACUUUGGCAUGACUAGGCCAAUGUAUGAAAACAAUUAUUACAAAUUUAAUCGUAAAGGGAUGUUACCAGUUCGCUGGAUGGCGCCAGAAUCUUUGACAGAUGGCGUCUUUACUACCAUGAGUGACAUUUGGUCAUAUGGUGUCCUGCUGUAUGAGAUUGUCACUUUUGGAGCCUAUCCAUUCCAGGGAUUGACUAAUGACCAAGUACUGGAACGUGUCAAGGCAGGCCACACUAUAGCCAUACCUCGGGGAGUUAAACCGCAAUUAGAUGUUUUGCUGAGAAUGUGUUGGCAUCGGGAUCCCAUGAAGAGGCCUCACGUCACGCAGAUCAUUGACCAUUUGACAAACUAUCCACGCUUGAUAUCCCCAUGCUUAGAUGGGCCACAGUCCUCAGUACAAAUAGAGGACACCAUAUCCUUAGAGCUAAGGAUUCCAGAUAAGGCGAGAAAACUGUCGCUAUCUCUCAACAACAGGUUUCCUCAGGCAGCGUCCUCAAGUCGGAAGCGAUCGAUGAGCGGAAACAUGGUGAUGAACAUGCCUCAACUCACCACCAGCCUCAGUGAGGAUGGCAUGAUCUCAGCGCAUUCCAACUUGGAAGCCCUCAAUUUGAACCACGUGAUGCUUGAGGAAAACGAAAUGGGAGAGGACCCUUUGUUACCCCCUGCUCAGUACGUGUCCUCGAGAUAUAUGACAAUAGUGCAUAAAGACCGCAAGGACCACAAAGACUACAAAGACCAUAAAGAAAAGGAAAGUUUAGUGAGCAGACAGCAGGGGGACUACUGCACCACAGAUAUAUCCCGUGAUUUAUGGACGAGUGUCACGCCUGUAUAGGGUAACGCCAGCCUAGGCAAAUCUAAGUGACCAAAGUAGUGUUCUAGUGUUUUAGAUGGCAAAGAUACAGCUAUAUAUUGCAGCUUCUUUUUUGAGAAGCCUGAGACCAGAUCAUAAGCAAGAAAGCUCAUAUAAAGUACUCAGAUGCUAAUCUUUUCUGGUCAUUAUAUUUUAUAUUAUUUAAGUGGUAUUUAUGAGAUUUUAUUCCCUGUAAUUAUAAAGAUAAUGAGCACAGAAGAGAUGCUUGCUGAUAUUGGCUUGUACUCAACACUGUGGAUAUUGACACUGCAGAUGGCAUCUAUCAGUAUUAUCUCAUUAUGCAAGAAGAUUCAUAUGCAAACUCUGAUGCAAUAUGAAUCAUUAUUUUAAGACAGCUAUUAUGUGCCAACGCUGAAGAUGAAACCUCGCGGGUGAAUGUUAGUAGCGGCUGUGUAGUGGAGCGAUGUCACAGCUCUGGGCCCACAAUAUUCCACUCUUUCCUAUACUUCAUGUGACUGGAGCAUAUUCAGCAAUGUAUGUUUAUACUACAUUACAAUUUGUAGGCUUAUUGGCAUGUGAAAACAGUAUUUAUGGUGGAAUAUAUUUGCAAUUGGAUCAUAUAAUAGAUGUCAUUUAGUUCUAGUGAGGGUUGGAUUUCACAACUGUGAAUUUAAUAUGGGUACUUUGCUAAUACACUGAAGAAAUUAAAUUAAACGUAAAGCAAGUGUAUAUAGCAUAUUAUAGGCAUUAUUGGCUGUAAUAGGCUUACAACUGCAUCACUUCAAAAAGCAGCUCUUCAUUCAAAUCCCUCAUGAAACAGAUUUUGUUUUAGCAUCAAAAAAUACUUUUUAUGUAUUUUUUAUAAGCAUUUAAAAAAAUAUAUAUAAUUUAGUAGCAUAACUAGAUUCAAACAAUAAAUUGGAAAGAUGCUGAAGAAAGUUCAGUCACUAUGCUGAAAGUAUGUUGUAAUGACCAUCACCAAAACCUGUUCUUUCAUAUUCAAACAUGUAACCUAAAGCUAUUUUCCAUGAACUCCUUCAACUGUGUGCUGUGAAGCAAAUUUAUCUAGUCUGCUGUAAAUCAACCCAGGAGAAUUUUAGAUACUCUUUAUGGAUUUCAAAAUGGCCCUGUUAUACUGAUGCUCAUGCAUGCUUAUUCUGUUAUAAAUAUUAUUGUAUGUAAUAGUUGAUAAUCUACACCUCAUUUUGCUUUUCUGCUACAACUAAUUUAUUCAGACUCAAAGUAACAUAGAAAUAUCCAAAGGGAAAGAGUGAAAUGGUCAUGCUGACCUUUUUCCACAAAGACUGGUUGUUCUGUUCAAGUUUCUUGGUGCAAUGUACCACAAGUCUGUCUUACUUGAUCAAGUAGAUCAGACGGUCUUCUUGGUGUAUGCUCCACGAUUGACAAGGGCUAGGUGGUGCCUUUAGUCAAUGUUGUGAGGAUGAGAAAAAAAAGAAAAAAAAAGAAAAAGGAAAAAAAGAAAAAAAAAGGUUUAGUGGUGCCCAAGGUCUUUACUGCAGGACAGAGAUGAGUCUUGCAGGCAGUUGCUAAAAUAAGCUUCUCUUGGCUUCACUGCACUCCUCUGUAGUCAUUUAUGAUCAUAGUUGGUUGCUAUGGUUGGUAUGUGCUAAGCACACAUCUUAUAUAUGUACAGUGCUAUAGCUUUUAGGGAAUAAUCAUACGUAACACAAUGUAUAUGCAGUCAUCAGUCAUCACCAUAUUUAUCACCUCACUCAUCAAGUUUAAGGUUGUGUAUGCAUCUACCAUUUAAGGAAAACGAAGCACAUUCAGAAAUUAAUUUUGUCUUAUUUCUGGAUGGUUAUCAUGAACAAUUUUUAUAAUUUCAUUAACAGGGUCAGUUAAAGCAGAGCUUUGAAAGGUAGAUGUUCAAUGGAUACUGAAGCUCUUUAAGAUAUUUACCUUGAUCAGUUCCUCUCAGUUGUAAUUUAUGAUUAUUAUUAUCUAUUAGACAUGUUUGUAUUACUUUGAAAACUAAAUUUGUAUCAAGAAUACUUAUGUACGAUAUUUUAUUAUAUUUAUAAUAUUUAAAAAUAGUAUAAAAUUAUUGUUAAAGUGUUUAAUGAUAGAAACAUUUCAUUUCUUUUCCAUUGGGGCCUACAUGUAAAACUGAAGUCGUUAAAUAAGCAAUGAAUGGUAAUAUAGCUACUACCAGGAUAGUUAAGUGCUCUAUUAGAGCAAUGAAACAUUGUCUUAACUUUUAGGUAUAUGGUUCUGAAUUGAUUUUAUAUAAUAGUGGAACAGAUUGGAUAUUUACAAUAGAUAUAUUGUACAGUCAUUCACUCAACUGUUUUUAAAAAUAAUUUAUAUACAGAUGUGUCAGUUUAUGAAAGUUGCCUUUAUUGUCACUAUCAUAAGAGAGUGCAAAUAUGUGGAGCAGUUUAUGUCUUAUUCACUUUUUUUGAAGUGAAGAGAAAGUUCAUCCGAAUGUAGAACGUUCAGUAGGAGAAUCUCUAUUGAAAGUUCAGUAUAAAAGAGUAAGAAUGAAAACUGUAAAAUUCAUAAUUUCCCUCUGAAGUGAUAGCCAGGUGCACACUACCUGAUUUCAAGUAAUUUAUUAUGUCAGUUCAGCCAGAUAUGUUGUUUAAAAAAAUAAUAAAGUUAUUUCAAAUAUCUUACUAACCAAUGUUUUCCUAGGUGGUUCAAGAUGCUAAUGAGACCCAGGCAUUCCUAGUACCAGACCUCCACCUCAGGGUAAAUGUAUUUAAUAAUAACUGGUUGCAGAUGGCAGUAUUCAUAACAGUGAGAGUGGAUGCUUCAUAUAGAUGCAUGGAUGUAUCAUUUGAAUGUUUAUCAAUGUCAAAUACUUUAAGAAUAAGCCUCUCUUUAAGGUGUAAAAAUCCAGAUUUUUGGAGAAUAAACAUCAAUAGGUCACUUUACACUUACUUUAAAAUCUGAUUCAUGUGUAAUGGUUCUUAAAAGUAGAAAUAUGUGUUCACAUGUAUGUAUUUGGGAUGCAUAAGUAUAUAGAAAAGAAAUCCCAUAAGUAUCCAAUAAAACCUAUAGAUUCUUUUUUUAUACAAUAUUUAUUUCAUCUGAAUUAAUGUAACUCAUAAAAUUUUAUUGUAAUUCAUGACAUUAGAAAGUUUUUUCUUAAAUUAUUUAAAAUUAAAGCAUGUUUACAUAUGCAGAGUUGGGAAGUAAUGCAGCUACUUUUAUACUUUAUAAGAUGGUUAAGCAAUUCAAAAGUGCUAUUUCUAAAACUAUGAAAAUGAAUCCACCACUACCAAUGCCUUCAAUGUUACAUUCUAAAAAAAGAAAUGUACUGAGAAACAGAAAGUACGACUAGAUAGUAUCACUACUAGUUUUAUAAGUGGUUCAGUUUUGCCCUUCUUUGUGGCAGGAUAGCAGGCAGCUUUCAAGCCAUGUUGCUAGCAGUUAUGGUGAUCAAUCUCUUUUUCAAAUAUAACUUACUAAAUGGUAGAUAACUGUAAUGCCCAAAAAAAUAUUGGCAAAUUUCCCAACUCUGCUCAUAAACUCAAGGUUUUAUAUGAUAUAUAUGUGUAGGACUUGGAUGUCUGUGCACAUUUGUGUGUGUGUGUGUGUGUGUGUGUGUGUGUGUGUGUGUGUGUGUGUGUGUGUGUGUGUGUGUGUGUGUGUGUGUGUGUGUUCAGAAGGCUAUUAUUUCAAUGUCUUUUAAACUCAUUUUGUAAUCUCUAUAUUUCUGGGGGCUUUGGAAAAAAUUAUCUUAUUGUAAAACUUAAUUUUCCUUUUUAAUUAUUUGUAGUGGCAGCAAUUUUCCUCUUUAUUUAUAACAUGAAUUAAAACUUUAAAAUAUAUUUGUUUUUUACAAUGUUGAUGCAUUAUUUGUAAAGUUUAUAUUUGAGUAUUCUAAAGCCAAGAAUGUAAAAGAAGAUGACUCUUUUAGAUCUUCCUGUGUUACAGUUCACCUAAAAGCUUAUAGAAACAAUUACAUUUGUUCUAGUUAUUUUUGCUACUGGUUGCAUGAAAAGGUCAUUCUUGUUUUUUGCCAUUUAGAUACAAUACAUUGAUUUAAACCCCCGGAAUACAGUGCAAAAUCUGAACUGUUUUAAUUUUUCAUCUCUUAAUUUUUCAAGUAAUUCUGGAUGCAAGAAUAGAGAUAUUGCAAAUCAGGCGUUAGCCUUUCACUUCUAUGGCAAAUUAGUACAGUGGAUCACGUGAAAAAUCAUUUCUCUAUGUUCAGUCUCCCUCCCAUCACUUGCUCUCAGCUGAUUUUAACAGAUUUUCAUUGCAUUUACAUACAUGCACAUUAAAGGAGUCAUUAAUCAUAAUAAUAAUAAAAAAGUCACUUGUUUUUCAUAGUUUUUUCCUAUUUAUUAGAUAUUAAGAAUUACAUUUUGAAUGAGUAUUAUUUCAUGCUCAUGCAGCCAAGAACCACACAAAUGCUCAGUCAGGUCAAAGGUUGGAGUGCACUGAACGCUGUUACACAUAUACAUUUUAGCUGAAGCCAGUAAUUAAGAUUCAAAUUUGGUGGAGGUCUUUUUAAUUUCAGUCUUUACAAACAUUAUAUUUUUUGCCAAAUUUCAAGAGUGUUGCCACAUGUCACCACUAUUUAGCAUAAUCCUCAGUUUAUUAUGUAUGUAGGGAAAUUCUCUUAUAGAACUUUUAUAUAACAGUACUUACAAUAUUCUGAUUCUUUACAUAUUAUGGCCAAUCAUUAGUAUAGGUAUUCUGAGAGCCACAAACAGAAGACAAAGGAAAAUCUUGUCAUUAUUAAUAUUCUCAUUAUUUUUACUGAUAUCGGUAAUAAUAUUAUUCCUAAUAGUAGUACUGGUAUUAUGUGUUGUUCUCAGAUGUAGUAUGAAUUCUCAGAUGUAAAUAAUGAAAAAAAAAUUAUGGAAACCUUUUUCCUCAUCUCAGCAAAUAUUACAAACAGGAAAGGAAUAUUCCAUGUGAAAUUUAUGUAAAAUCAUUUAAUAGUAUUAUUUGCAAAAGUGAUGUCAUUCCAAUUCAUACACUUGCUUGGAGAAUAUAUUUUCAAUGUUUUUUGA